AAGAAGAAGAGGGAACAGGAAGAAGUUUUUAAAAAACAAGUCAUGGCAGCUACCAUUCAGAGUUUACUGGAGGAAAUCUCGGGUGUAGAAGACCCAAUUGAAGAGCUCCAGAGCUUAAAAACAGCUCUGUUGGCAAUUCCCGCCAGUGCUUUGAGAGAGUCUGUGAGCGGGCAGCGUUUGGAUGUGGUUUUCUCUCUGCUGGCCUCAAAUGACAGAGAGCAGGUUGAGCUGUGUGUGGACAUUCUUGAACGCGUCCUGUUUGCUCUCAGCCCUGUCCAUGUGGUCCAGAACUAUAGAGCCGAGCUGCAGGGCGGUUUGACGCAUCCGAAUGAAACCGUUAAGAUUCUGGCCUUGACACAGAUCGGGAGAGUGGUGGAGCACCCGGAAGCUGUUACAGAAAUUCUCAACGAUCAUGAUAUCUUACAAGCGAUGAUCCUCUGCAUCAGGGAGGAAAAGAUGUCUGUGGCCAAACAGGCGAUUCAUUCCCUCUCUAAGAUAAGUCACUCCAAGCCUGGCUUAGACAAAUUAUUCAAGAGUGACCUCCUGCAUGUUGUGAAGGAUGUGAUGGCAACAAGUGACACUAUCAGAUACAGAAUAUAUGAGCUGGUGGUGGAAAUCGCAUCUGUUUCUCCAAUUUCUCUCGGUUACUGUGCCAACAGUGGCCUCAUCUCCCAGCUGCUCAGUGAACUGACAGGAGAUGAUGUGUUAAUUAGGGCCACGGCUGUAGAGAUGGUGACCACUCUUGCUCACAGUCAGCAUGGUCGUCAGUAUUUAGCUCAGCAGGGUAUCAUGGAUAAGAUCUCCAACAUGAUCAGAGGAGCAGAGACAGACCCCUUCUCCUCACUCUACCUUCCUGGUUUGGUGAAGUUCUUUGGGAACCUGGCCGUCAUGGACAGCCCACAGCAGGUCUGUGAAGCCUACCCAACCUUCCUGACCAAGGUGUUUGAGAUGGCCCUCGAUCCGGACCCUGCGAUGACCGGAGUGGCCCUGGACACUUUGGGAUUGCUCGGAUCAACAGUCGAAGGGAAGCAGGUUCUGCAGAAAACAGGAGAAGAGUUCCGGACUGUGUUUUCAAGAAUGAGCCAUCUUGCCGGUUCUGGAGCUACUGAGCUUCGAGUUCGCUGCUUGGAUGCCAUAUCACAACUUCUGACCUUACAGCCAGAGCAUCAAACAGAAGACCUUUUGUCCUUGACAGAGUCCUGGUUUCAGCUUUUAUCUAACAAGCCCAUGGAUAUGAUUCGCAGCAUUAGCACACAGCCUUUUCCAGAGCUUCACUGCGGGGCUUUACAGAUCCUCACUGCCAUUGCCAGUCAACCAUGGGGUCAGAGGAUGAUGAUGGUCACCCCUGGAUUUAUGGAGUUUGUUUUGGAUCGUUCAACAGGCCAAACAAAGGAGGCCAAAGAUGCCAAGUUUGAACUGAUUGGGUCUCUUGUGGGUUCAUCCACAGCUGCAGAAAUACUGGGCAGUCAAAAUUACAUCCGCCUGAAGACUUACCUCAGAGAAGGACCUUACUACGUCACAGCUGUGGCCUCAGUCGGCACAGAAGGAGCCAACUAAGAACCUACAGGAAGCUAAUUAUUGCUUGAUUACUAGGUAAAAAUCUAGGUUAUGUAGUGAUUAUUCACUGAGUUUAGAAGUAGUUAGAAGAAUGUUUCUAAUAAAACCAUUUUUUGAAGGUUUGCUGGGUGAGAUGUAGGAUGUGUGCAUCUGGAGCUUUACUAAAAUGAAAAAAAAAAACUUGUUUUAGUUCUCAAAAAACAGACAUAUUCCUUGAAAAUGGAUUGCUGUUGAAAUCCCACACAAACCCAUCAGUCGCUGUGCCACAAAUAUAGUUAUUUUCACAUUGAUUCACUACAGUUCAACAGAGUCUAUACUGAUAUGUUAAAAGAGUUUUUCAGUUUAGAGUAUUUAAGCAAUUAUUAAGCUUCCAAAUGUGUGUUUUUUUCACCUGUUUUUCAUGCAGACACCACACAAAUUCACUUCUCUAUUUUUUCCUGCUUAAACUUGAAUAAACCUGCAACACUGAUUUCUUUAUCUUCGUGUCAAUAAUAAUUUGUUGGAAUUUUUUUUAAUAAAUAUGUGACAAAUAAUUA
Messenger RNA from Austrofundulus limnaeus, 2093 nucleotides. RefSeq names its product proteasome 26S subunit, non-ATPase 5 (gene psmd5). The record is from RefSeq and is a predicted model, not a curated record. Gene Ontology annotation, cellular component: cytosol. The transcript is spliced from 10 exons. Bases 43 to 1557 code for a protein of 504 amino acids. NCBI's taxonomy places the organism in Eukaryota, Metazoa, Chordata, Actinopteri, Cyprinodontiformes, Rivulidae. Gene Ontology annotation, biological process: proteasome assembly.